AUCUGGAUUACAUCAACGGUUACACCCUCCUCCGUUUAAUGAACAUAGGAGAACAGGUGCUUGUAAUUUAUUAGCCAACCCACGAGCUGAGGAGACAGGAAUUAGCUGCCCAAGCUGCUCAGCGUGCCACUGCUCUCCUCCCUUUGAGGCAGCAGCAGCAAGAAAACUUCACCUCUUUUUUUUUUUUUUUUUUUUCCUUUUUUCUUUCUCUCUGUAGGGCACUCCCCUACAGCUGCAGUGCCACGAGCUGAGCAUGACUAACCCCUGCAAAGCCUUCAGCAGUGGCUCCCUCUGCUCCUGGGAGGCAUCAGGGGGGAUGAGCCGAGGCAGAGCAGGCAGCACAUCCCCGGAGAGCCUGGGCCGCUGCAGUCCCAGCAGUGUGAGCAGCCCCAGCUCUGGGGCCCUUCAUGGAGAUGGUGGGUACCAGAGUUCCUCUUACCUCUCCAUUGAUGGCAGGCUCCUGGCUCCUGUGCAUCUUGACAUCGACACCGACUUUCAUGCUGUGCGGGAGCAGGAGAAGGAGGACAUCAAACUGCUCAACAACCAGUUUGUGACCCUGAUUGAGAAGGUCCAAUGCUUGGAGCAACAGAACAAGAUCCUGACAACACGGUGGAACUUCCUAAAGGAUCAAGACAAUUCCCACUCCGAAUCAGACAUGAAGGCCAUUUACGAUCAGUACAUGAGCAAAAUGAAUCAAGAGAUGCAGGCACUCAACUACGAGCAAGAAAAUCUCGAGUCAGAGUUGACAGAGGUCCUGAGCACCAUGGAUAACUUCCGAAGCAAAUAUGAGGAUGAGAUUCGCCUCUGCAGCGGCAUGGAAUACACCUUCAUGGAGCUCAAGAAGGAUUUAGAUGCCAGUACCUUGCACAGAACGGAGCUGGAGGUGAAACUCAGCGGGCUCCAAGAGCUGAUGGACCUGAAGAAAACCAUCUAUGAGCAGGAACUCGAGGAGCUGCUGACAGAAAUUAAGGACAUUUCUGUUGUACUGGGAAUUGACAACACGUGCAAGCUUGACCUGAGCAGGAUUGUGGAAGAAGUGAGGUCUCAGUACGAAGCCCUGGCUCUUCGGAGCUGGGAGGAGGCUGAAGCACUUACCAGGAGAAAGCUGAAUGAAGGGAACACCCAGUCAGCCACCUAUGGGGGUCACCUCCUCGACAGCCGACGGGAGAUUGCAGACCUAAACAUCCAAAUCCAGAAGCUGAGGUCCUGCAUCGUGUCCCAAAAAAGCCAGUGCUUGUACUUAGAGGAGAAUAUCAAAGAAGCAGGAGAGCAUGGUGAGAUGGCCCUCAAGGAUGCCAAAGCCAAACUGGUCAAGCUAGAAGAAGCCUUACAGAAGAGCAAGGAGGAUAUGGCUCACCUGGUGAAAGAGUAUCAGGAGCUGAUGAACAUCAAGCUGGCCCUGGAUUUGGAGAUCCUCACUUACAGGAAGCUGGUGGAAGGAGAGGAAAGCAGCAUGGAGUCACCAAUACCCACAGUCAUCAGCACCGUCCACUCCAGACCAAAGCACCUUUCUGCCAGCACCUUAAGGAACUCCAAGCUGUUUGCCAGGGGAACAGGCAGUGCCAAUGGUGAGAUGAAGCUGAACGGAGGCUGCACAAAAUCUCUGCUCUCCAGAAGCCACAGUGAUAACCUGGCAGCACCUGAAGCAGAUCCCUACACCUGCAGUGCCCGGUCAAAGCUCAGCUCCCUGCUCACUGAACAAUGCUCCUAGGAGAGAUGGAGCCCCACAGCACAACCCAGACCCAAUGGCACCUGGAGAUCAAUGAGGCCAGAGCACUUUCUCCCGAACUAAAGCCAAUGUCCAAGGGCUGAAGGAUGGGAAUCCACUCCAGGCUGUCCCUUUUAUCUUCACAGCAUCCCACUUAACAUCUCUGUUACCAGUUACAAGCAGAAAUCAACCCAGGGUUUUAGAACCUCUCCUGUAUGAAACCAUACUGACAUCUUCUUCCUCUUUAGGUCUGUUUCCAGAGAGGAUCUGCAUUCAUAACCGUUGAGAUCUAUCUAUAGGAGCUUGCCAGGAGGGGAAAGUAUUAUUACACAAGCUCUUAACACAGUAGCCAUCAGCCCAGCCAGUUUACCAGUAUUACAAAACCAUUCUUUCUGAUCUGUCUCUGCUCUGUGCACGUCCAAGAGGUGCUCACUGAUGUGGCUUUCAAUGGAAGGCAGCUCCAAGCCUUCCAAGCAGAGCUGGGGGAGAUGUGGGCUAUCAACCCAAGCCAGGUGAAUUUGUGACAUCUGUAUUUGCAUGUCUGCUGACAAACAUGCUGGCUCUAUUUGGGAAUCCUUGCCUACUUCAGAGCGUUUAACCAAUUUUACUGCCUUUUGGGUGGCCCCUCAUUCUUUCCCAUGCCACUAAAGCUAAAACUCCUUCAGCUUUUAUUUUGAUAAGCCACCUCUUUCUAAUAGAGAGCACCUCUACCUGUUUCCCCUAAAGGCACUCCAGACUUCACAUGUAAUGGUGCUAGGUCCUAGAAAUGAGAUAGUCUGUGGUUCCCAUCUAACUAAAACAAGCAGGACUUGUCUUUGUAUUUAUUGCACUUCUGUAGUGGCUUUUAUCUUACCUGGCUGAUCCCUGCUCAUGCACACCAGCUACGUUGCACCAAAGCUUCUGGAGCCCACUGUAUAGCUGCAGUCCUGGCCUCAGCACAGGCACUGCUGUGUCCCUCUUAUACACACUGACACAGGCAGAGCCCUGCAGUAUUUUCCUUCAUGAGGCCAGGCUCUGACCUCAAUCACUGCCAUGUAGCCCCACCUGAGUUCACAGGAGCUGUUAUCAGCCUCAUGGUGCAUCUCCAUUGAGUGCAUCGCAGCAUUUCCAUGUUUCUGUAGGGUAGACAACGACUGUAGCAUCUAUGUAACCAGAACACCUGCUCUCCAGAGUUAUAAUAAAGUACUGAGUGACACAUGGAUAACAUUGCAUUCAUGGUUUUCUCUGCAUUUCUUACCACAACCCACCUGAAAUGGCAAUUCCUUCCUCAGCUGCCAGGGUUGAUAAUUCUGGUUAAUCCCUCACAGCCAAACAAAGCUGAAAUUGCUUCCCAGACACUUUGCUUGGUCCAGAUCCUCAGGGAGAAGAGCACAGGGCUGAAGGGGCAAAUAUGAAGCCAUGGUUUUGGGGAGCUCCCCACUGGGCACACAGCAUCUUCAGGAGAUGAUGUGUUUCUGCAAGGGGCACCAAGCUGCUCCCCUGACCCUGUUCUGAGCCUCCCCUUGCUCAGUUCCCCCUGCAACUCUGCAAAGAAGAACCUUUGCACAGUUGGGACCCACGUCUACACCAGGGAACCACACUUCCAUGCAGCCCCUCACUUCAGAGGUGCUCUUUCAGAGCACAGUGGUUUUCUUGCUGCUCCUUGCUCAAGAACAUAUACAGCUGAGGGAGAUUGAGGCCCUGGCACUGUUGCUCAGAGAAGCUGUGGAUGCCUCAUCCCUGAAGGUGCUCAAGGCCAUGGAAUUGGACAUGAGCAGCUGGUAGAGGGGUGAGACAUGCCAACAGCAAAGGGGUUGGAACUGCAUGACAUCUAAGGUCCCUUACAACCCAGGCGUUCUAUGAUUCUAUGGCUCACAUGGGAUAUCCACAACACACAAGCCCCCAGAGAAGUGAGGAGCUGAGACGGGCAACAUCUCUGCUCUGCCCUUUGCUGCCUAACAAAAAGAAUUGCUCUGCUUCCACGAUCAGCGUAUCAGAGGAAGGGAGGAUGCUCCAGGCUAACAGCUAGAGCUCCCAGUUGUUACACCAGCUGAUGGCACAGGCAAGGGCUCUUAAUUUCUCAGGCUGGUAGGGGUGGGGAAAGGGGAGAGCCAUGGGUAGGGUGAGCUUGCCAGCUCAGGAGCAGAUGGAACUUGAGCACAGAGCUUCCCCUGGAGGCAGAACCCAGCACAGACCUUCCAGGAGAAGGAACAAUGCUGGGUUUGUGCAAGGGCGUGCAACAGCAAAAGUGCACAGAGCCCAGGAGAGGAAUGAAUGAGAGCUCUGAGCAGCCCAGGGCUCUGGGAAGGCAGGGUGGGGCUGAGGCACGGGGAGCACGGCUGGAAGGAGACAGAGCUGGUGUUGUUCAGGGUGAAACCUGAACAGAAGGGAGCUCAGCACUCUCAAUGCAGGAGAACUGGAGUGUGGGGUGUUUUGGUCCGUGCUCAUCGCAAGGCUGGGGAGGGCAGGAGCUCAGCAGCAGCUCAGUCGUGUACAGUGUUUGUAGCUGCUUUCUCUCCCUUUCAUGUUUCUGGGUGGUGGA
Molecule: messenger RNA, 4229 nt
Organism: Phasianus colchicus (ring-necked pheasant)
Lineage: Eukaryota; Metazoa; Chordata; Aves; Galliformes; Phasianidae
Product: keratin, type II cytoskeletal 80-like
Biological process (GO): keratinization; intermediate filament organization
Cellular component (GO): keratin filament
Molecular function (GO): structural constituent of skin epidermis
Source: RefSeq, a predicted model, not a curated record